This is a messenger RNA of Cydia strobilella, 737 nucleotides long. RefSeq lists its product as uncharacterized. The record is from RefSeq and is a predicted model, not a curated record. The transcript is spliced from 4 exons. The coding region runs from base 75 to 737 and encodes 220 amino acids. NCBI's taxonomy places the organism in Eukaryota, Metazoa, Arthropoda, Insecta, Lepidoptera, Tortricidae.
CAGUGUAAACAACUUCGAGUAUAAAUAAUAGUUGAAAUAUUAUAUUAUAAUUUGUGAGGUUAUUUAUAUUUGAGAUGUGUCUACCAGUGUUGACUAAAUGUUGCUGUUGUAUGCCAUUAAGGAAGGGAUUGAUUGCUUGGGGAUAUUUCAGAAUGAUUAUUACAGCUGCGUAUUUACUGAUAAUCGUCCACGAAGUCGGCACACAGUUCAGUGCGAAAGGACUCGCCAUAGUACUCGCCCUACUGAGCUUCCUUGUGACCAACAUGGUUUUUACUAUUACAUUCAUCAUUGGAGCACAUAAGAAAAACUACAAACUGCUGCGGCUGUACUACUCCUUCAGCAUAUUCGCUCUGGUCGUCAUGAUGAUGGGCUACUUCAUAUUCAUUACUCUGCAAGUGGCACUGACUUUACAGGACGAAGAAAAAUAUAUCCUUGGUUUCCCGUUAAUAGCUGUCAAUAUCACAACAGUCACCAGUAUAUUUCUCGACCUGUACUUCCUCAUACUCAUUAAAAUUGAGAUUUUAAAGCAAAGAAACCAAACAGCCUAUUACGUGAACGGGGCACGUAGAGAAACUAGCUUUGUCCUUGACGUUUCUUUAGCGAAAGAGGAGGACAGAAGAUGUACCACAAGCUACUCCGACUCGGAUUCUGAAGAAGAUGUGGUUGAGAAGAAACGAAUGUUUCCCGUUCAUGAAUUGAAAAUAUUAAAGAAGGAUUUAGAAAAUAAAAGGAUAUAA